Nomascus leucogenys (northern white-cheeked gibbon) is the source of this 4082-nucleotide messenger RNA. RefSeq names its product chromosome 23 C8orf33 homolog (gene C23H8orf33). The record is from RefSeq and is a predicted model, not a curated record. The transcript has 6 exons. The coding region runs from base 82 to 792 and encodes 236 amino acids. Lineage: Eukaryota; Metazoa; Chordata; Mammalia; Primates; Hylobatidae.
AGCGUCGCAGGCGCGUUCCUGGAGGACGGAAUUCGGCGUUGGACUCUGCGCCCCGCAUAGUUCCGGUGGCGACUGCGGCGCAUGGCGGCCCUAGGACAUCUUGCUGGGGAGGCAGCGGCGGCCCCGGGCCCGGGUACUCCCUGCGCGUCCCGCAGACACCGGCUUCCCGGCCAGGUUUCCAGCGCCCGGAAUCCUUCCACUGUCUGUCUCUACCCAGGGCAACCUACGUGCAGUAACGCUGACUCCAGAGCGCACCCAUUAGGCGAUGAAGGCGGCGCAGCGUCGAAAAAACAAAAGAAUAAGAAGAAAACCCGGAACAGGGCCUCUGUGGCAAAUGGAGGCGAGAAGGCCUCAGAGAAACCCGCCCCAGAAGAAGUUCCCCUAAGCGCUGAGGCCCAGGCACAACAGUUGGCCCAGGAAUUGGCUUGGUGUGUGGAGCAACUGGAGCUGGGCCUCAAGAGGCAGAAACCCACCCCGAAACAGAAAGAGCAGGCUAUUGGAGCAAUUCGAACCCUGCGCAGCAAAAGAACGCCCCUGCCUCGGAAGAGGCAGCUGAUGCACUCCUUGUUUGGAGACUAUAGGGCUCAGAUGGAAGCCGAAUGGCGUGAGGCCCUGCGGGCUCUCAGAGCUGCUGCUUAUUCAGCCCAGGUGGAACCUGUAGAUGGAGCCACCAGAAAGAAGAGCCGAAGGGUCUGCAGGCCUCGCCCUAUAUGGAGAGCCAAAGCCACUCUGGACGUUCCUGAUGAAGAGUUUAGGAUCCAGUUCUUGUACGAGAAAAGGAGGUUUUGGUAGCACAGAUUAUCAAGGUAAGGCGGCUUACUGGGCCAGCAAAAUUUCUGACACGCCUCCUGUGUGCUCCGUGCAUAGGGGAGAAAGUUUGAGGGAAUCAUUGAUACGGGCGCUGAUGUUUCUAUUAUCGCCUUACAUCAAUGGCCCCAACAUUGGCCAGAGGAGCGUGCGUCCACAGCAUUAGUUGGUGUUGGUCAGGCUUCAGAAGUAUAUGAAAGCUCCACAACUUUACAUUGCACGAGCCCUGAAGGACCCCGCCACCACAGGAUCAGCGGCAGUAGAUCUCUGUUGUACCAGAGAUACUUCUAUUGGAAAUAUUGGAACUAUUAGAACUAUUCGCCACCUCGUUACAAGCAUUCCUGUUAACCUAUGGGGAAGAGAUCUUUUGUAUCAGUGGGGGGCACAGAUUUCUUUUCCUGAAGGCAAUUACAGCCAACAGAGUAAGGACAUUAUGACCAAAAUGGGAUUUGUUCAAGGUAUGGGCUUAGGAAAAUUAGCACAAGGCAUCACCGAGCCUAUUAUACCUACUCAUGAAUCAGACUACAGGACUGGAUUAUUCUUUUUAGAAGCGGUCACUAUCAGGCCUCCAGAUCCCAUCCCUUUGACCCGGAAAACUCAGAAACCGGUCUGGGUAGAUCAGUGCCCUCUCCCAAAAAAUAAGGGGGAGGCACUUCAUAUUUUGGUUCUUGAAUAGUUAAAAUUGGGACACAUCGAACCCUCUUUUUCUCCCUAGAAUUCACCUGUCUUUGUUAUCCAAAAGAAAUCUGGUAAGUGGAGAAUGCUUACUGAUCUUAAGGUGGUAAAUGCUGUCCUUCAGCCUAUGGGGACAUUACAACCCAGUUUGCCCUCCCUCACUAUGAUUCCUGAGUAUUGGCCACUUAUCAUGAUUGACCUUAAAGAUUUCUUCUUUACCAUUCCUUUGGGCCCCUCAGGACUUUGAAAAAUUUGCUUUUACUGUUCCAGCCCUUAACAACAUCACUCCUGCAGCACGUUACCAUUGGAAAAUCCUACCUCAGGGUAUGCUUAAUAGCCCUGCUAUUUGUCAAUAUUAUGUGGGAUGCAUAUUAAAACCAGUAAGAGAUUAAUUUCCCCAAUGUUAUGUUAUUCAUUACACAGACAAUAUUCUUUGUGCAGCACCUUCACGCUCUGUAUUAAUAUCUUGUUUUUCUGCUUUACAACAAGCAGUUACAGCAGCUGGCUUGGUUAUCGCUCCAAAAAAAUUCAGAGUUCUUCCCCUUAUCACUAUUUAGGAAUGCAGCUAGAGGACAAGGUCAUUAAGCCUCAAAAAGUUCAACUCAGAUGAGACUCAUUAAAAACUCUAAAUGAUUUCCAAAAAUUCCUAGGAGACAUUAAUUGGAUUCCUCCCUCCUUAGGCAUUCCUACUUAUGCUAUGUCUAAUCUUUUGCAAUGUUGUGGGGCAAUCCUGAUUUACGCAGCAAAAGGUCCUUGACUUCUGAGGUGGAUUCUGAAUUACAACUUGUAGAAAAAUGCAUUCAACAGUCUCAGGUUACCAGAGUGAAUCCACAUUUACCUUUUGAAAUACUAAUCGUUCCUACUUAACAUUCACCAACAAGACUCAUUAUUCAGGGACAUAAUUUAAUUGAAUGGUGUUUUCUUCCACACAGCUCUUUACGGACACUAACUAUUUACCUAGAUCAAAUUUCUAUCUUAAUUGGUCAGGCUCUUUCUCGUCUGCUUCGUCUUUUGGGUACAGAGCACCAAAAAAUCAUUGUUCCCCUCACCCAAUUACAACUUCAACAGGAUUUUGCUACUUGCAUUGCUUGGCAAGUACAUUUGGCAGGUUUCCCGGGUAUAAUUGAUAAUCAUUAUCCUAAUGUAAAAUUAUUUCAGUUCCUUAAACUCACUUCUUGGAUUUUACCUAACAUUACUAGAAACACCCCAUUAGCUGAAGCUGUCACUAUUUUUAAUGAUGCUUCCUGUAAUGGCCGAGCAGCAUAUACAGGGUCAAGAGAAUGUGUUCUUAGCACAGGAGCUAUUUCAGCACAACGAGCUGAGCUGCUUGCUGUUAUGGCUGUCCUUGAAGAUUUCCCUAAACCAGUUAACAUUGUCUCUGACUCAGCGUAUGUAGUACAUGUUGCUCGCAACAUUGAAACUGCCUUAAUCAAAUUUCUGCCUGAUGAUAACCUAUUCUUUCUUUUUCAAAGGUUUCAGUCUGUGAUCAGAGCAAGGUCUUCUCCUUUCUACAUUACUCACCCUCGGGCCCACAGACCCCUCCCCCGACCCCUCUCGGCAGCAAAUGCCUGAGCUGAUACUCCCGUUUUUACAGAUGCAGAAAAUUUUCAUUCCUUAACUCAUGUCAAUGCUGUGGGACUCCGAAAAAAGUUCCCCCUCAUAUGGAAACACACUAAAACCAUUGUACGUCACCGUCCUACUUGUCAAGUGUUAAUUUUACAGCCACUUUCCUCAGGAAUUAACCCUACAGGACUUUCACAGAGUCCUCUCUGGCAAAUGGACGUGAUUCAUUAUCCUGCUUUUGGCAAGCUUUCUUUUAUACAUGUAACUAUUGACACCUUUUCUUAUUUUAUCUGGGCUAUUUGUCAAACAGGGGAAAGUACAGCUCAUGUUAAAUGACAUAUGCUUUCAUGUUUCUCGGUUAUGGGCUGUCCUGAGAAAUUGAAAACUGAUAAUGGCCCCGGCUACAAUAGUGCUGCUUUUAAAAAGUUCACUCAAACAUGAGCAAUUACUCACACAACUGGCAUCCCCUAUAACUCUCAAGGACAGGCCUUGGUGGAACGAGACAAUAAAACACUCAAAAAUCAACUUUGAAAACAGGACACUAAAACAAAGAGGGAUGCUGCUACUCCUCAUGCUCAAUUAAAUCUGGCUCCUUUUUCCCUAAAUUUCUUAAACAUAGCAAGAAGUCAACCUUUUACCGCGGCAGAACAACAUUUCACUGGAAGUAAAUUUGAUCCACAAAAAGGAAUGCAGGUAUGGUGAAAAGAUUCAAAAACUAACAAUGGGACUUAAGCACAGUCAUAACAUGGGGUAGGGGUUUUGCUUGUGUUUCCCCAGGAAAAGGACUAUAGCCCAUGUGGGUGCCCUCCUGACAAUUAAAAUUGCACCAUAACUCCAAAGAUGAAACGCUCCCAGAAACAAAAGGCAAAGACCCCUCGGAAACCAAAGAGCAACUUUUGCCGCCUGACACGUAAACUUCAUGACCUCGACAUUGAGACAAGACCUCGACAUUGAGGCAAGAUCUCGCCGUGUGACCUACAACACCUCUGGUUCAACUCCUCCAACAUGGGGUCAAAUAAAGGUUUUGUCUCAUCAAA